AAAUUAAGGUAGAAUUGAGGGAGUGUGUUUAAGUCCGCCUCCACGUUACUCUUGCACUAUACACUCCUACUAGUAUCUCUUGCACUAUUCUCCUACUGUAGUUGUAGAAUGUUAUAAUUGCUGCUGCUACAAUUUCCAACCAACUCAUGGAGUAAUUAUAUUAUCUUGGAUGUUUGUGUAGUGGGUAAAACUGAGCUGUGUUUAUCACUACUUGUUGUGCUCUAGAGAGAGAAACAAGAUUAAGACAAAUACACACACAACAGAGAGAGAGAGAGAGAGAGAGAGAGAGAGAGAUGGGAAGAUCCACUGCAUCUUGCUUCAAGAUCAUUGCUUGUGGAAAAGAUUCUGUUGAUAGAGACGACCUUCAGCUUUCUCAGAGCAAGGCUUCUACCGAUAAACGUGGAUGGAGUUUUGGGAAGAGAUCUGCCAGGCAUCGAGUGCUAAGCAACACUGUGAUAUCAGAAAUUCCUUCUUCUGACAGUAAGGAGAUCCCUGAACCUGCUUGUGCUGACUAUCAGAUCCAAACUAGAGCUGCUAUUCCAGAAAAAUCGUCUGAUGUGGAAAGGACUGAAGAGAUGCUGCAGCUAUCAGCUUCAAUAAACUCAAAAUUUCCGGAGUCCGUAGCUGUUGCAGAAGUGGACACCAAGCUUGAUAUCCAACCUGAUGAAUCUGUAGUUACUGUCAUACAGACUGCUAUUAGAAAAGUGUUGGCUGAAAGAGAACUGUCAAAGCAAAAGAAUAUAGUCAAGCUGCAAGCAGCUGUACGAGGACAUUUGGUUCGAAGGCAUGCUGUGGGAUCUUUACGCUGUGUGCAAGCCAUUAUCAAAAUGCAAGUUCUAGUUCGUGCACGUCGUACUCGCCUUUCCGCUGUUGAAUCUACUGAUGAAGAGAAGCUACAUGAAAAGCUUGAGAAAUAUAAUCAUACACAAAAGGUAGAUAGAAAUUCGGGAGCCAAACCAGAUCUAGCACAUACAUCUAUUGAAAAGCUACUUAGUAACAGGUUUGCUCGUCAGCUACUGGAAUCAUCACCAAGGACGAAAUCCAUGAACAUCAAGUGUGAUCCCUUGAGACCUGAUUCAGCUUGGAAAUGGUUGGAAAGAUGGGUGUCAGUUUCACCUUUAGAAAUUGAACAAUCACCAAAAUCCGAACCAGUUACAGAAAUAAAGGAGCACGAGGUAAUGAAACUUCCUGAAAGACAUGUGGAAACUACGUGUCCAGCUGAAGAGGGCGCUGAAUCGACAGAUUUAAGGUACCAAGGUACAAUGGCAGCUGUCCCUUGCUUUAACCCCGACACCACUGAAGCCAUAGUGCCAUCUGAAAUUGAGCCAAAUUUGGUAAACCAAAAUUUUGAGCAGCCUCAGCCUGAAUUCUUGGACUUGAUAAAGUCAACUGAGAAUUUACAUCAACUUCCUGAUAAAGAUAAAGCAUCAGAUUCAAGUCCUCAAGUAGAGCCCAAGUCCCUCUCUAGCAAGCCUGAUUUGGAGGAGCAACCCAAAAGAUCAAUGAAAAGAGUUGCCUCUGAAGAACCGGAGACCGAGGGACGGAAGUUUGUGUAUGGAUCAAGGAAGGCUAGUAAUGCUGCAUUUAUUGCAGUCCAAUCAAAAUUUGAAGACCUAACUUCUGCAUCCAAUUCUGGAAAAUCAGUCAACAUAUCCAAUCAAGAAAGUGAACUCAAAACCUGCGAGGAUACAGUCGCCUCUGUAGAUGAUUCGUUUAAAGCACGGGACACUAGCUUGGCUGAUUGUGCUGUGUCCUCUGUUACAAAGGUUGUAGUUGGUGAGUCGGAAUGUGGAACUGAACUUUCUAUAUCUUCAACUCUUGAUUCACCAGAUCAGUCUGAGAUUGGAGCUGUGGAUGAGCAGGAAGUCCAUAUUGCACAGGAAGCAGUGGAGAAUCCCAAGAACACCACAAACAUAGUUUUUGAAGCUAGGGUAGAUGAACCCAUCAAGCUAGAUACUGACCUAGCAAAUCCCAUUACAACUCAGUUGGAGAAACAUAUCACUGAUGAAGAGGUUGUCACUGCAGAAUCCUUAAAACCGGAUGAUAGGUUGGAAGAAAAUACAUCCGAUACGCAGAUAAAAUUGGAACAUGAAGCAGUUAAUCAAAUGUGUAAAUCAUCACCGGAAGCAUCUCCAAGAAGCCGGGCAACUGUCCAGGAGUCCCAAACUACGCCUUCUAGCCAGGUAUCUACAAAAUCUAAAAAGUCUAGAAGUGAGAAAUAUGGAUCCAGCCAAAAGCGGAAGUCUUUAUCUGUCGGUAAACGAUCCCCAUUACCCAGUAACGAUUCAGGUGUUAGAAGUAGUUUAGAACUAUUACCAAAAGAUCAGAGAUCUGGAAAACGUCGGAAUUCUUUUGGUUCAGCAAAAGCAGAUCAGGUUGAUCAGGAACCAAGAGAUAGUAGCAGCAGUCAAUCUGUCCCUAGUUACAUGCAAGCAACAGAAUCUGCAAGAGCUAAAGCUUAUGCUAACAUCUCGCCAAGGUCAAGUCCCGAUGUGCAAGACAAGGAAUUGUAUAUUAAAAAGAGGCAUUCCCUGCCUGGCACCAACGGCAGGCAAGGUUCACCUCGUAUACAGCGCUCUAUGUCUCAGGCACAACAGAGCACAAAGGGAAAUGGAAGCAAUCCUUCUCAGGAAAGAAAAUGGCAGCGUUGAACUGAAGAAACGAACAAGGAAGAUGACAACUUGAAAAUGGUUUAUGUACAAAGUUGAGAUGUGCAUGGGUUUGUAACAGUCCUGAAAAGACUGAAAGACAAUUUUCUGCACCCUUUUUCUUCUGGAAUUUGUGGAUCAGAGGUUUUGAAAGUUUUACUGCACUACUGGUAACAUUGUUCGUGUUUGUCCGAGUUUAUGUUUUUCUUUCGUUAUUUAUCAGAUUUUAAAAUCCCUUGUAACAUGUGUUUGGUUUUUCUUUUGUUUACUUCUUUUUUUCUGAAGGAAUAUAUGGGUUUUUUUUACUUCA
Daucus carota subsp. sativus is the source of this 2958-nucleotide messenger RNA. RefSeq names its product protein IQ-DOMAIN 32. The transcript is spliced from 6 exons. Gene Ontology annotation, molecular function: protein binding. Lineage: Eukaryota; Viridiplantae; Streptophyta; Magnoliopsida; Apiales; Apiaceae. The record is from RefSeq and is a predicted model, not a curated record. The coding region runs from base 294 to 2651 and encodes 785 amino acids.